CAGAGGCCAUUUCUGCUCUUGCAAGGGAUGAGGAUCCUGCAGCAUCUGAAGAGCACAUGAGUUAUUCAGGUUUCCUGGAAAACAUGCAGAUUUCUACAACAGGAUCUCAGACAGGGUGGAGACCAUUUAUCCACUGCUGUCAUCCUUGACCAGCACCAGGAAAAGCAAAAACAAAACCAGGGAGCUCCUAUUUCCUGCCCACUUGCUCUUACAAAAGUGAAAGAGGUUUCUAAAAGCCUAAUUCGAGCCUUCAGCAGGAUGGAAACAAGAGAAGAAACUCCUCUGCCUGGAGUUGCCUGGAAUGGGUAUUUAAGCAAUUUUAGCCGUGGGACCACAGCAGGCAGCCACUCGUCAAACACAACCUCGGCGGCGACGACGACGAUCACAGCCCCCUGGCUGGACGGGGCCAACUCCAGCGAGUACCCGUACGAGUACCUGGACGAGGGGGAUUACGGGCAGUACGGGCUCUGCACCAAGGAGGGGGUGCUCUCCUUCACCCAAGUGUUCCUGCCUGCCUUUUACGCCGUGGUCUUCCUGCUCGGCAUGGCCGGGAACGCCCUCCUGUUCGUCGUCCUCAUGUUGUACAUCAGGAAGAAGAAGAAGAUGACCGAGGUGUAUCUGCUGAACCUGGUGGUUUCAGACUUCUUCCUGCUGCUGACCCUUCCUUUCUGGGCUCUGCACAUUUCUCAGGGGUUCGCCUGGGACGUUUUGUGCCCGGUCUUAAAUGCCAUGUACACUCUGAACUUCUACAGUGGCGUCUUUUUAGUGAGCUGCAUGAGCCUGGACAUGUAUCUGCAGAUAGUUCACGCUUGCUCUGCCCACAGCUCCACGUCGUGGAGGAAGCCCGUCCUCGGCUUGUUGGUGGUGUGGAUCCUUUCCAUACUCCUCUCCAUUCCUGAUGGCCUCUUCACCAGCACAAGGCAAAUCCACAAUGAAACCACCACGUGCACCCAGGAUUACGGCCAGGACCACUUGUUUUGGAAAGUUGUCUUUCGGGUCACUCAAAACAUCCUGGGCUUCCUUUUGCCCUUCCUCUUGAUGGUGUUCUGCUACUCCCGCAUCGCCUGUGUCCUCAGCACGUCGCGGCUGCCUGGCUCCAGGAGAGCCCUCUGCUUGGUCUUCACCCUGGUGGGUGUCUUCUUUGCCCUGUGGUCUCCCUACAACGUUGUCCUCAUCCUCCACUCCCUGCAGGAUGUUGGUGUGAUCAGGAGCUGUGAAAGCAGUAGGAAGCUGGACUAUGCCAUGCAGGUCACGGAGAGCUUGUCCUUUGUCCACUGCUGUCUCAACCCCUUCCUCUAUGCUUUUGUGAAGAAACGGUUCAGGUCCUACUUGUGGAAGAUCCCUCAGGCCAUUUUCAGGAGCAGUGGUUUCUUUCACAUCCAGCUCUCGGAGACAAGCCCGUCUUGCAGCAGAUACGUGGCUGAGAUAGAAAUGUUGAGUAUCACAACUGCAGCAUAAAUAUUGACAUUGUUUACACUAUGUGUGUGCCCCCUGGGCUGCAUUUGGUCCUGGCCAUGGGAUGGAGUUGGUGUGAGCCCACACUUCAUAACCAGACAGUUCGUCCAAGCACCGCCCUCGAGAUGGGGAUUUUCCAUGCUGAGACUGGGAAAGUACUUGUGGGAUUUGUUUCUGCUGAUAAAAAACUGGGAGGGGCUGCUGACUCCCUGGAAGGCAGGGAGGCCUCAACAAAUCAGAGCACUGGACAAUCACCAACUGUAGGAAGUUCAACAAGGGGAAGUGCCGGAUUCUGCCCCUGGGAUGGGGCAACCCUGGAUGGAUGGACAGACUGGGAAUGAGAGGCU
Myiozetetes cayanensis is the source of this 1802-nucleotide messenger RNA. It is a transcript of the gene ACKR2, whose product is annotated as atypical chemokine receptor 2. Gene Ontology annotation, molecular function: chemokine receptor activity. Gene Ontology annotation, cellular component: membrane. Bases 259 to 1458 code for a protein of 399 amino acids. The transcript is spliced from 3 exons. Lineage: Eukaryota; Metazoa; Chordata; Aves; Passeriformes; Tyrannidae. Gene Ontology annotation, biological process: G protein-coupled receptor signaling pathway; chemotaxis; immune response. The record is from RefSeq and is a predicted model, not a curated record.